CCUUUGAAUAUUAUUAGAAUGUAUACCAGAAACAAGCAUGGCGAUGGGUCUGCUUCCUUCUCCAAAUCCUGUCAUCAUUGAAUGUAAUGUUGCAGAGGUAGGUAAACAUUAAGCAAUGGUUCCACAGGCAUAAUAAUAUCCCAAAAAGGAAAUAGUGAAAAAGAAAUGGCGUCUCUAUCUUCACAACCAUCCAAGAAGGCUUUACGUACUCCUGGAGGGUCGAGUGGUUCCCAGGGAAAUCGUUCUUCAAGUGGGCAAACGGUGAAAUUUGCCAGGAGGACUUCGAGCGGAAGAUAUGUUAGUCUUUCACGUGAAGACCUUGACAUGUCAGGAGAGAUAUCAGGUGACUACAUGAACUACACCGUACACAUUCCUCCCACCCCUGAUAACCAGCCAAUGGAUUCCUCUGUCGCCGUAAAAGCUGAAGAGCAGUAUGUCUCCAAUUCUCUUUUUACUGGCGGAUUCAACAGUGUAACCCGUGCACAUCUCAUGGACAAGGUCAUUGAAUCUGAAGUCACACAUCCUCAGAUGGCUGGAUCCAAAGGCUCUUCUUGUGCAAUGCCUGCUUGUGAUGGCAAGAUCAUGAAGGAUGAAAGAGGAAAUGAUGUCAUCCCUUGUGAAUGCAGGUUCAAAAUUUGUAGGGAUUGCUACCUUGACGCCCAAAAGGAGACGGGUUUAUGUCCAGGCUGCAAGGAGCCUUAUAAAGUUGGAGAUUAUGAUGAUGAAGUUCCUGAUUUCUCUAGUGGAGCUCUGCCAUUGCCUGCGCCAAAUAAAGAUGACCGCAACAACAUGUCAAUGAUGAAAAGAAACCAAACUGGCGAAUUUGAUCACAACCGCUGGUUGUUCGAAACGAAAGGUACUUACGGCUAUGGUAAUGCCUUCUGGCCUCAGGAUGACAUGUACGGCGAUGAUGACGAUGAUGGAUUCAAAGGCGGCAUGGUUGAAAAUAUGGAUAAACCGUGGAAGCCCCUCAGUCGCAAAAUGACAAUGCCAGCAGCAAUUAUGAGUCCCUACAGAUUGCUGAUACUGGUUCGACUGGUGGUGCUCGGAUUCUUCUUGAACUGGAGAGUUAACAAUCCAAAUGAAGAUGCAAGAUGGUUGUGGCUUAUGUCAGUGGUCUGCGAAAUAUGGUUUGCGUUCUCCUGGAUCUUGGAUCAGAUUCCCAAACUUUGCCCUGUCAAUCGUUCCACUGACCUUGAGGUUCUUCGCGAUAAGUUUGAAAUGCCAUCACCAUCCAAUCCCAGCGGACGCUCUGAUCUCCCUGGUGUUGAUUUGUUUGUGUCCACUGCUGACCCUGACAAAGAGCCGCCCCUUGUAACUGCCAAUACUAUCCUUUCAAUUCUAUCAGUAGAUUACCCUGUGGAGAAGAUAGCUUGCUAUAUAUCUGAUGAUGGAGGUGCACUCCUUACUUUUGAGGCAAUGGCUGAGGCUGCAAGCUUUGCUGAUCUGUGGGUUCCUUUUUGCCGAAAACAUAAUAUUGAGCCAAGGAAUCCUGAAACCUACUUCAGCCUAAAAGUUGAUCCAACGAAGAACAAGAGCAGGACUGAUUUUGUGAAAGACAGGAGAAGAAUAAAGCGGGAGUACGACGAGUUCAAGGUGAGGAUCAAUGGGCUCCCAGAUUCAAUCAGGAGAAGAUCAGAUGCUUUUAAUGCAAGAGAGGAGAUGAAAAUGUUGAAGCACAUGAGGGAGAGUGCAGCUGAUCCUAUGGAGCCUAUAAAGAUCCAGAAAGCUACAUGGAUGGCAGAUGGCAGCCACUGGCCUGGAACUUGGGCCUCCCCUGCUCCUGAACAUUCCAAAGGUGACCAUGCUGGAAUUCUUCAGGUGAUGCUUAAGCCUCCUAGCCCUGACCCACUUAUGGGAGGUGCAGAUGACAAGAUAAUAGACUUCACGGACGUUGAUAUACGCCUUCCUAUGUUUGUAUAUGUCUCGCGUGAAAAGAGGCCAGGCUAUGACCAUAACAAGAAAGCUGGCGCAAUGAAUGCCUUGGUACGAGCUUCUGCCAUUCUGUCCAAUGGCCCUUUCAUUCUCAAUUUGGACUGUGAUCAUUACAUCUACAACUGUAAAGCCAUCAGAGAAGGAAUGUGCUUCAUGAUGGACAGAGGUGGCGAAAACAUCUGCUACAUACAGUUUCCCCAAAGAUUUGAAGGCAUUGAUCCCUCUGACAGAUAUGCUAAUCACAAUACUGUGUUUUUUGAUGGACAAAUGCGUGCCCUUGAUGGUGUGCAGGGUCCAGUUUAUGUGGGAACUGGUUGCAUGUUCAGACGGUUUGCACUAUAUGGGUUUGAUCCGCCAAAUCCUGACAAGUAUGAGCAGAAGAGCAAUGAUGCUGCUGAAACACGUCCGCUGACAGCCACAGACUUUGACCCUGAUCUUGAUUUGAAUCUACUGCCCAAGCGGUUUGGAAACUCUACAAUGCUGGCUGAAUCUAUACCAAUUGCUGAGUACCAAGCCCGGCCCCUUGCUGAUCAUCCUGCUGUUAAGUAUGGACGUCCCCCGGGAGCUCUAAGGGUUCCACGCGAACCGCUUGAUGCAACUACAGUUGCUGAAUCUGUCUCUGUCAUUUCUUGCUGGUACGAGGACAAGACCGAAUGGGGUGACCGGGUGGGAUGGAUUUAUGGUUCAGUCACAGAAGAUGUGGUAACAGGCUAUCGUAUGCACAACCGUGGAUGGCAUUCUGUCUAUUGUGUAACCAAGCGUGAUGCAUUUCGUGGAUCAGCUCCAAUUAACCUCACAGAUCGACUCCACCAGGUGCUUCGCUGGGCAACAGGCUCCGUGGAAAUUUUCUUCUCUAGAAACAACGCCUUUCUUGCCUCGAGGAAGCUCAAGUUACUUCAGCGCCUUGCCUAUCUUAAUGUUGGCAUCUAUCCGUUCACCUCUAUGUUCCUGAUAGUCUACUGCUUCCUCCCGGCGCUCUCCCUUUUCUCAGGAUUCUUCAUUGUGGAAACACUGAGCAUUACAUUUUUAGUCUACCUCCUAACUAUAACUGUUUGCCUCAUCAUGCUUGCUAUCCUUGAGUUGAGAUGGUCGGGUAUAGGGUUGGAAGAAUGGUGGAGGAACGAACAAUUCUGGCUCAUUUCCGGAACCAGCGCUCACUUUGCUGCUGUUGUACAAGGUCUUCUUAAAGUGAUUGCAGGGAUUGAAAUAUCUUUCACUCUGACUUCCAAGUCUGCAGGAGACGAUGUAGACGACAUUUUUGCAGACUUGUAUAUUGUGAAAUGGACGUCAUUGAUGAUUCCACCAAUUGUCAUUGCCAUGACAAACAUAAUUGCUAUAGCCUUUGCAUUUAUAAGGACGGUAUACAGCACAGUUCCACAAUGGAGUAAGUUCAUUGGUGGAGCUUUCUUUAGCUUCUGGGUGUUGGCCCAUCUGUACCCUUUCGCCAAAGGUUUGAUGGGAAGGAGAGGGAAGACACCAACAAUUGUGUUUGUCUGGUCUGGUCUCAUUGCAAUCACACUGUCUUUACUAUGGAUUGCCAUCAGCCCACCUCAGGCGGCAACAAAUGCAGAUGGCACUGGGUCAGGAUUUCAGUUCCCAUGAGCAGAAGAAAAAAUAUGGUGAAAAACAGACAGGGAAUUUCUAGCAUUGCAAACCUACUCAAGAAAUCUCCAACUCAGGUCUAACAAUCAGGGUAGUAAAAUGAAGUUUUUGCAAGUUUUCUCUUCUAAAAAAUGAUCGAAAAUAGGCAACCUGCUAGGUUGGUUGGUGGGGGUUGGGGUGGGGGCUGGGCUUUGACAGAGAAGGGGUUCUGAUGGACAGUGGAAGAGACGCAGACAAAAGGCUAAUUUAUUGACGAGCAAAAUUGAUGCAUUAGGGUGUGUAAACUGAACAUUAUCUUAAUUGUACUGGUGAUUGUUGAAUGCUAAAACAUUGGCAUAGCAAAAGAAUGAGCAUUCUCAGUCCUAACUGACAAUGACAAUCAAAAUCUCAUUUGUCAGCAUGUCAAUUAGAGGAAUGGCCCAAAUUUAUCAUU
This is a messenger RNA of Ricinus communis (castor bean), 3970 nucleotides long. Its product is annotated as cellulose synthase-like protein D4. The record is from RefSeq and is a predicted model, not a curated record. Gene Ontology annotation, cellular component: plasma membrane; trans-Golgi network. Lineage: Eukaryota; Viridiplantae; Streptophyta; Magnoliopsida; Malpighiales; Euphorbiaceae. Gene Ontology annotation, biological process: plant-type primary cell wall biogenesis; cellulose biosynthetic process. The transcript is spliced from 6 exons. Bases 166 to 3537 code for a protein of 1123 amino acids. Gene Ontology annotation, molecular function: mannan synthase activity; cellulose synthase (UDP-forming) activity.